AUGAACGAAAAUUUAUUUGCCCCUUUCAUCUGCCCUACUAUUAUAGGCAUUUCUACUUUACCAAUUAUUAUAAUCUUCCCUUGUCUCAUUUUUACAACACCCAAGCGUUGACUCCCUAAUCGAAUCCAAAUACUACAAAUCUGACUCAUCCGACUGAUUACUAAACAAAUAAUAACAAUACAUAAUAACCUAGGUCGCACAUGAGCCCUUAUACUCAUAACUCUUAUUCUAUUUAUCGCCACAACCAACCUUUUAGGCCUUUUACCCUAUUCAUUCACCCCAACAACACAACUUUCAAUAAAUAUUAGCAUAGCUAUCCCUCUCUGAAUAGCAACCGUACUACUAGGCUUUCGAAACAAACCAAAAACCUCAUUAGCCCAUUUCCUACCACAAGGAACUCCAACACUUCUUAUCCCCAUACUAAUUAUUAUUGAGACUAUUAGCCUUUUUAUUCAACCACUGGCAUUAGCAGUCCGAUUGACAGCUAACAUCACUGCUGGUCACCUACUAAUUCAUCUUAUUAGCUCUGCUGCCUUAGCAUUAGUCUCUAUUAACAUUGUGCUAUCCUCAGUUACACUUAUUGUUCUCUUCCUCCUAACCAUCUUAGAGUUAGCUGUAGCUAUAAUUCAAGCUUAUGUCUUCACCCUGCUAGUAAGCUUAUAUUUACAUAAUAACACAUAA
Sarcophilus harrisii (Tasmanian devil) is the source of this 681-nucleotide messenger RNA. NCBI's taxonomy places the organism in Eukaryota, Metazoa, Chordata, Mammalia, Dasyuromorphia, Dasyuridae. The record is from the annotation of a RefSeq genome assembly.